This is a messenger RNA of Suncus etruscus (white-toothed pygmy shrew), 6323 nucleotides long. It is a transcript of the gene SYNCRIP, whose product is annotated as synaptotagmin binding cytoplasmic RNA interacting protein. The record is from RefSeq and is a predicted model, not a curated record. NCBI's taxonomy places the organism in Eukaryota, Metazoa, Chordata, Mammalia, Eulipotyphla, Soricidae. Gene Ontology annotation, biological process: CRD-mediated mRNA stabilization. Gene Ontology annotation, molecular function: mRNA 5'-UTR binding. Bases 150 to 1877 code for a protein of 575 amino acids. Gene Ontology annotation, cellular component: ribonucleoprotein complex; nucleus; CRD-mediated mRNA stability complex. The transcript has 13 exons.
UUUGCUGCCAGCGGCGUGAGCUUCGGCCGCCAUUUUACAACAGCUCCACUCGCGCCGGACACAGGGCGCCGCGAGCACGCGUCGCCCACAGCCCCGGCUCCUCGGACACGAUUCCUCGGCCGCAGCCCGACGGGGAGAUCUCUGGAAACAUGGCUACAGAACAUGUUAAUGGAAAUGGUACUGAAGAGCCCAUGGAUACUACUUCCGCAGUUAUCCAUUCAGAAAAUUUUCAGACAUUGCUUGAUGCUGGUUUACCACAGAAAGUUGCUGAAAAACUAGAUGAAAUUUACGUUGCAGGGCUGGUUGCACAUAGUGAUUUAGAUGAAAGAGCUAUAGAAGCUUUAAAAGAAUUCAAUGAGGACGGCGCACUGGCAGUUCUUCAGCAAUUCAAAGACAGUGAUCUCUCUCAUGUUCAGAACAAAAGUGCCUUUUUAUGUGGAGUCAUGAAGACUUAUAGGCAGAGAGAAAAACAGGGGACCAAAGUAGCAGAUUCUAGCAAAGGACCAGAUGAGGCAAAAAUUAAGGCACUCUUGGAAAGAACAGGCUACACACUUGAUGUGACUACUGGACAGAGGAAGUAUGGGGGACCACCUCCAGAUUCCGUUUAUUCAGGUCAGCAGCCUUCUGUUGGCACUGAGAUAUUUGUGGGAAAGAUCCCAAGAGAUCUAUUUGAGGAUGAACUUGUUCCAUUGUUUGAAAAAGCUGGACCUAUAUGGGAUCUUCGUUUAAUGAUGGAUCCACUUACUGGUCUCAAUAGAGGUUAUGCGUUUGUCACUUUUUGUACAAAGGAAGCAGCUCAAGAGGCUGUUAAGUUGUAUAACAAUCAUGAAAUUCGUUCUGGAAAACACAUUGGUGUUUGCAUCUCAGUUGCCAACAAUAGACUUUUUGUGGGCUCUAUUCCUAAGAGUAAAACAAAGGAACAGAUUCUUGAAGAAUUUAGCAAAGUAACAGAGGGUCUUACAGACGUCAUUUUAUACCACCAACCAGAUGACAAGAAAAAAAACAGAGGUUUUUGUUUCCUUGAAUAUGAAGAUCACAAAACAGCUGCCCAGGCAAGGCGUAGAUUAAUGAGUGGUAAAGUCAAGGUCUGGGGAAAUGUUGGAACUGUUGAAUGGGCUGAUCCUAUAGAAGAUCCUGAUCCUGAGGUUAUGGCAAAGUUUUGCCUAUUCUCAAAUGUCAUAUAUUGGAAUCAUACAGUAAAAGUGUUGUUUGUACGUAACCUUGCCAAUACUGUAACAGAAGAGAUUUUAGAAAAGGCUUUUAGUCAGUUUGGAAAACUGGAGCGAGUGAAGAAAUUAAAAGAUUAUGCUUUCAUUCAUUUUGAUGAACGAGAUGGUGCUGUCAAGGCUAUGGAAGAAAUGAAUGGGAAAGAUUUAGAGGGAGAAAAUAUUGAAAUUGUUUUUGCUAAGCCACCAGAUCAAAAAAGGAAAGAAAGAAAAGCUCAGAGGCAAGCUGCAAAGAAUCAAAUGUAUGAUGAUUACUACUAUUAUGGCCCACCUCAUAUGCCCCCUCCAACCAGAGGUCGAGGGCGUGGAGGUAGAGGUGGUUAUGGAUAUCCUCCAGAUUAUUAUGGAUAUGAAGAUUAUUAUGAUUAUUAUGGCUAUGAUUACCAUAACUAUCGUGGUGGAUAUGAAGAUCCAUACUAUGGUUAUGAAGAUUUUCAAGUUGGAGCUAGAGGAAGGGGUGGUAGAGGAGCAAGGGGUGCUGCUCCAUCCAGAGGUCGCGGGGCUGCUCCACCCCGUGGUAGAGCCGGUUAUUCACAGAGAGGAGGUCCUGGAUCAGCAAGAGGCAUUCGUGGUGCGAGAGGAGGUGCCCAACAACAAAGAGGCCGCGGGCAGGGAAAAGGGGUCGAGGCCGGUCCUGACCUGUUACAAUGAAGACUGACUUGCUAUGUGAGAUUACACCAGAAGCUUGCAGUGGAGUAAUGGUAAGGAAAUCAAGCAACCUUAAAUAUCUCGGCUGUAUAGGAGCAUAUUCUAUUGCAGAAGACCUUCCUCUGAAGAUCAUGGAAUCAAAUACAGGACAUUGAACUAAUACUUGGACUUUGAUAUGAAUUUCUUUAACAAUUUUCUCUGCAGUGCAAGUUAUUAAACUAAAGCUAUUCUAUUUUCCAAAUGUGUUCCAACAGAAAUCCUUCAUAACCUUUAGCAUGGUAUCUUAAUAAAGAAUAAAGUUCUCUUUAAAAAAUCUGCUCUAAGUAGAUUUUUCCCCUGAUUUCUUAAAUUAAGGAUCCCAGCAGUGGUUUUCUGAAAUAUUCUCUUGAAUUUGUUCAUUUAAAUUUUAUUGCAGUGGCAUAGAUGAAUGCCACUGUUGGUAUCCAUUAAUUUUAUUUCUGCUCACCAAGGUUAAUCAUGAUUGUCUAUAUCUUUUUAUAGUAAUCACUUUUGAAUUGUGUUCACAUAUGCAGUUUCAGGUGUAAUCAUCAGAGCUGGUUAGUCAGGCAUUCCAGAUAGUGGUUCUUUUCAGAACCUUUUUUAAAGGGUUGGUUAACUACCUCAGUAGCAGAGGAUUGAACUAUACCCUGUCUGUACUGUACAUAGAAAAUCUUUGUAGAUAAAAGCAAGGCUUGUUAAAUGAUAUGAGGGUAAGAUUUUAAUAUACCAAAUGUAACAUUCUUAGUUGCCUUUAGUUUCAGAGGCUUGUAAGACUUCCUCAUGACCAUCAUAACAGGCCUUGCUUUUGUCGUAUUUUGUGGCUGAAAAAGCAGCCUUGCUUCUUCAGAUAUUGUAGUUAUUUGGAUGUAUAAUAGUUUAGCAAGAUGUUACUUUUGUAAGACAUCAGAUGUUCAAAAAAGUGCAUCCGAACUUGUACUAAAUACUGCAGUGUCCCUUUAUAAAAAAAAAAGUCAGACUAAAACUGACAAUUGUACAGCGAAGCCUGACAUUUGGAUAUUUUGAAGUUUUUCAUAAAUCAUAGAAAUUAGUAUAUGGCUGUAGUUUAGCUUUUUAGGUAAAAGGUAUGUUUCAUUAGUGCAUUUCUUAAUGCUGUUCACUACAAAAAUGUGAAUCAGCUUUCCAUUUCUUAUGCAGGUCAUGAUAACUUGUAGAAUAGAGAACAAUCAUUUGUGCUGUUUUUAAUUUUCUAAAGCACCUUGAUGACAGUGAGUGUUCAGUGGUGAAGCAUCCUCUAUUGAAAUACCCUCAAAAAUUUUUUUUGCCAAGUCCUAAAUUGAUAGCUUAAAGUCAAAAGUGGAAUUAUAGUUUAAUUUGGACUUGGUGUAAAGGAAUCCCUUUUCCCCUUCCCCAAAGGGAUACUGCAGUUAAUAUCAUACCCAGUAGGCACCACAAUGAAGAUCAGAGCUUAUUAUACUUAAGGUUUUAUACACACCAGUUCCCCCAGUAAAUGCAAAUUUAAUGAGAAAUUAGACAUGUCAUAUGUUCAAAAUGCUCAUGGCAAACAAUCAUUUUGCAUUCCUGCAAAUAAAAUUGUUUUAUACUGUAAGCUGGAGGCGAGUGUAACUUAUUUUUGUAAUAAAGUUUUUAUUUUUUUUAUGUGUCAUUAAUAUAAAUGUGUGUUAGUAUAGAAAUAUUCUGGUUUAAAAACUUAGAAUUGCACACAUUUCAGUAUGUUUAUUUGUAUUUACAUAAUUUUAGAAUAGUGGUUGCCAAUAGCCUGUAUGUUUCACAUUAAUUGAUUUUUUUGUUAUCUUAAUAAACCAUUUUAGUAUGUUGUAUGUCAGUUACUGGGAUAGCUGGGACAUUGAGUGUAAUUUAAAAUUUGUCAAUAAGUAUUCAUUGGAAUAUAUGUAAAUGUGCCUUGCCGGUUAUUGAACUUACCUACUAAAUGAGUAUGGGGUGACAAAAAUUAGUUCCUGGUGCUUAAUGAAACUUUCUGCCACUGAUUUUAUAUAUUACCCCGUGCUUUUUUAAAGUACAUCUCUCAAUCUUAGUGUAAGUUUGAGGGCUACACAAACAUUUACAUUUCAUUCUAACAUAAGUAUAAUAGGUUGUGGAAAGUGGGUAAACUAAAUGUAGCCUUCCGUACAAUUGAAUCUCAGUGUAAUCCUUGGUGCUGGCAUUAUCUUGUUCCAAGGAGUUAAAAUGAUCCCAUCAAAGAGGUCAUUGCCAUGCCAAUUGGCACUUUACUGUCAUAUCCUUUUUAAAGGGACACUGUCAAGGUGUUUAAGAUAAUUCUCAGAAUUUGUGGAAUUUUAGGAUGGGUUUGAUGUUAAGAACGGCAUUGUCAAAGAUUAAAGAUGAACAUUUUUGUGAGUUCACAAAUGUGUUCUAACAAACAAAAUACAGAGUUGUCGGGUUUGAGGUUAUUUGGCGUUAGUUUGGGUAUUUGGGAGGGAAAACUAAUUGAAAAAAUGAAGAAUUGAUGGGGAUCUAAAAGAUGAAAUACACACAUCCAAGUGAAAUUACUUGACAGUGUUCAUUGAAUAACUGAAUUCAAGCCAUUAUAAUUUUAAAAUUAAAUAUCAUUUGCACUGUUCUGAUAAUGGGUGCAGUUUUUGAGCAAUAUAAUCAGAGCUAAAUAUGCAUGUAGUGAUUAGUGAUGUGAAAAAUUAAGUUCUGAGAAGAAAUACUGGUAUUUUCAGACUUUAAAAUUACUUUAGUAAAUCAUCAAACUUACCAGAGAUCAAGGAAAACAGGCAAUGCAUAUAAACAUACUUUGAAUGUUGUGUGGCCUAUAAAGCAAUAAUGCAAUUUAUAUGGAAUGUCAUGGGAUAUGAGAAAUGGAAAUGCAAAAAUAACUAAUUCUUUAGUACAAAUGUCAACUUGUUAAAAGGGGAAUGUUAACUAAUGUAGGUUAUUGCUAUUUGUGAUUUGUUUAUGGGUUCUUGGCUUUGACAGCUUCAAAGAAUGGACAGAUGACAAAAGAAUUUUUGUGUAUAUUGUCAAGGAAGGGUCUUAAAUCCAUGAGUUAGGUCCCUUCCUUAGGGUGAAAAAUGUAUUCUUAAAACAUUUGAUUGUUAAAAAAACACCUGAGUUACCUACCCAAAACAGACGCAAGAUUUUGUUUCUGCAGACUACUUUGCAAUCAAAAGUGAUCAUCAGUUUAGUCAGCUGAUUUUCACAAAGUUGCUUUGUGAGAAAAUAGUGUUAAGUAUGUUCUCCCAAACUUGGUUUUUGUCAAAGGAAGAUGUUUAGCCAGUGCAACAGAAUCAGCUAUGAAUGAAAGGGGAAUUGAAUAGAAAAAAAAGUGAUUGCAUGCAUGGUGAUGGUUGUAGCACCAUGAGAAAUCUACAGAUUGCUGCAAGUCUCAACAAAGAUAUUUCCUUGUGAUAUGAUAGGAGCAACAUAGAAACGAACUGUUGGUGAUCUCCAGUAUUUCUGUGUAUAUAUUUGAAAAGACUUAAAAUCAGGGCAAAUAUGCCAGGAGGGCAAAGUUUACCACCUUUAUGACAGGUUUUUGACUUCUAAGCCAAAAGUCACUAAUAACAAAUACCACCUUAUUAUAGAGCCUGAUGUUUGGACUCUAUAUUAAGGGAAGAAACUUAACUGUAGAACAUAAUGUAAUUAGCAGAAGGGGAGCAAUCCCUAGAGUGAUUGUUUAGAUUCCUAAAAGAACACUAUCAUUACCUUUUUCACCCCAUUGAUGUAUGCCAUAAAAUGUUAUCUACCAUAGGAAUUCAGUGAAGGAGGAACUCCAGUAACAAUACAUAAAAAGAGAAGAUUUGGGGGUGGUAAAUUAAAUUGUAAUGCUAAAUAAUCAGUAAGCAAACCACUCAAUAGGGCAUGCCACUACUUUUAUUAAUAUGCUAAUUAUGAACUAAUGUUUAAAGAUAUUUUUAACUGGGCAAGUAGUGGAUGGACUUUAAAAAGACUCAUUUUUUAAAAAUUAAGAGUACAUAGGAUAUAAAAUAUAGUACUACAGGUCAGCCUUCAGUUACCUAAUUUUAAAGAUCAGAAGUGUUUCAUGGGAAAAACUAUAAAGUUCAGUAUUGUAACUGAUGCUCUGGUUCAAGAUUAGGCUUUUAAUGAUAACAGUAGUCUGGUGAGCAUUUAGAAGUCUGGCACUGAGAAACAAAAGCUUGUACCUGAUUAGUAUUUUUAUUUAAAAUAAUAUUUUAGACUAUUUAAAUUGUCUUACAUUUAUUUAUCCUUAGAAUUUAUUUAUUUCAUUCCUUCCAUCUCACUGGAAACUGUCUGCAGGCUCUUUGAUUUGGAUUAGAUGUGAAGUACUGUCUUUUGCCAAAAACCUCAAUUACUUGUUCUUUUCAACGUAGUGGGUUUGUGCUUGUUUGGAGAUCAGUUCAAAAACUAUUCUGUACUAUCUGUACUGCCUCUGAUGUUAAGAUUUUAUGUAUAGCAUAAGGAAGCUAGCUCUGACUAUAUUUUCCUAAGAAUAAAGACCUAUUUUUGUAGCAUGUCUUAGGA